Molecule: messenger RNA, 1650 nt
Organism: Cydia amplana
Lineage: Eukaryota; Metazoa; Arthropoda; Insecta; Lepidoptera; Tortricidae
Gene: st4
Product: facilitated trehalose transporter Tret1-like
Exons: 6
Coding region: 11-1585 (524 amino acids)
Biological process (GO): transmembrane transport; carbohydrate transport
Cellular component (GO): membrane
Molecular function (GO): sugar transmembrane transporter activity
Source: RefSeq, a predicted model, not a curated record
UUAAUCCACAAUGGAGGCUGAAGCCAGCGCGUCGCACGCGGCCCCAAUCCUGGAGACAGGCAACGGGGACAUCAAGAUGCUCAAACGGAUGGAGACAGUUCCCGAUAUCAAGAGAGACACAGCGGGAAUUACUACGCAAUACAUUGCUACUGGUAUAGUUAAUCUUGGAGCCUUCGCUGCCGGAGUUUGCGUAGCCUGGUCAUCAUCAGCACUGCCGCUACUCACCAGUUCCUCGGGGGUGGAACCAAGUGAAAUGCGAGUGGGACAAACUUUGCCGACCAACGGAACUGAAAACAGACUUGAGCUAACAGAGUCCGAGGCAUCCUGGGUGGCUUCCCUGCUCUGCCUGGGCGCAGUCUUUGGCUCCAUACCUGCUGGACUCAUCUCCGAGUACUUCGGACGGAAGAAGACCCUGCUGUACCUGGCGCUGCCGCUUCUUGUGUCCUGGAUCAUGGUUGGCUCAAGUCCGAACGUGUACGGUCUGUAUGUGGGGCGGUUCGUGGGCGGCGUGGCCGUGGGUGCCUUCAGCGUGGCCAUCCCGCCCUAUGUGGCAGACAUCGCCGAGAAGAAUCUCUGGCCCACGCUGGCCAACUUCUACCAUGUGCACUUCUCCUGCGGGAUACUGUUUGGAUAUAUUAUUGGUAUGGUGCAAAGUACAUCUUGGCUGUCAAUCCUCUGCGCCAGCAUUCCGACCGCCUUCUUCAUCGCCUUCAUCUUCCUCCCCGAGUCUCCUGCCUACUACAUGUCCCAGGGAAAGAACGCCGAGGCCAAAGCUGCCAUGAGAUACUUUCGAGGCAUUGACAACGAUAUCGACUCAGAACUUAAAGCAUUGAAAGAGCAAAUCAGAAAUUAUGCAAGGAAUAGAGUAACUUUCAAACAGCUCUUCAAAACCAGGUCCACUUUAAAAGCACUUUUCGUUUCUUUUGGACUUAUGAUCUUUCAGCAGAUGAGCGGCAUAUACCCUGUCAUUUUCUAUACAGAGAAGAUCUUUAAGGAUUUCUCAAUCUCUCUUAAUCCGCCAGGAGCAGCGAUCAUUUUAGGGUUCUGCUUAGUUUCUUCAACAUAUUUCUCAACUAUGCUCCUGAGGUCUUUUAGAAGAAGAGUUUUACUUAUGAUUUCUUUUAUAACCAUGGCUGUAAGCUUAGGUUCCUUAGCAAUCUAUUACCAUAUGAAUGCUGGACGAAUUCAGGAUAGCAGCACAUGGGUACCGCUUUUCACUCUUUGUAUAUACGUGAUCGUCUAUGCUAUGGGUGCUGGUCCUAUUCCCUGGUUAAUGUUGAGAGAAAUCUUUCCUGCUAAUGUGACUAGGAGAGCAUCAGCUAUAACCGCUGGUUUUCAUUGGUUCCUAGCCUUUGGAGUCACCAAAUUGUACCAGAAUUUAGUAGCCAACGUAAAGACUGGUUGGACAUUAUGGCAUUUCGCGGUUACCUGUAUCGUUGGGACGAUCUUCGUUUAUUUCUUCGUGCCUGAAACGAAAGGGAAGACGUUAGAGGAGAUUCAACAGGCGUUUGAUGGGAUACAGAAGAAGAAGAAGCAUAGGCAUGUCAUAGAAGUUGAGAGCUUGUCAGAUGCUGAAGCUGUGUAAUACUAAAUCUCAGAAAAAAGUUACGGCAAUCAUACUUUAAUUUAGGGAUGCAGACGAUAUUAUAU